Messenger RNA from Parathielavia appendiculata, 1590 nucleotides. RefSeq names its product cytochrome P450-like protein. NCBI's taxonomy places the organism in Eukaryota, Fungi, Ascomycota, Sordariomycetes, Sordariales, Chaetomiaceae. Gene Ontology annotation, molecular function: iron ion binding; heme binding; oxidoreductase activity, acting on paired donors, with incorporation or reduction of molecular oxygen. The transcript has 3 exons. The coding region runs from base 1 to 1590 and encodes 529 amino acids. The record is from RefSeq and is a predicted model, not a curated record.
AUGGCCUUCAAUCCGACACACCUCCAACUUUGGCUGGGAUUACUAGUGAUUGCGGGCUUGCUCUACACAGCAUGUCUCGUCAUCUACAGACUCUUCUUUCACCCGCUGGCCAAGUAUCCGGGGCCAUUUCUCGCCAAGCUCACGGAUGCAUAUAUGCUCUACCACGCCUGGAAGGGGGAUCGCCACCUCGAGUUAUGGCGCAUGCACGAAACGUAUGGCAAAUUUGUUCGGUUUGGGCCCAACUCGCUCUCGAUCAACUCCAACACGGCUCUGAAAGAGAUCUACGGGUUCCGCGCCAAUGUUCGCAAGGCCGAGUUCUACGACGCCUUUGUACACCCGGCCCCUAACACGCACAACACCCGUGACAAGGACAUGCACGCUCGCAAGCGCCGCGUCCUCUCUCACGCCUUCUCCGACGGCGCCAUCAAGGGAGUCGAGCGCUACAUCCUGGCCAACAUCCGGACUUUCUGCGAGGCCGUCGGCGACUCCGGACGCGUGAUUAGCGAGAAAAAGGGAUGGAGCUCGCCCAAGAACAUGUCGGACUGGUGCAAUUGGCUCGCCAUGGACAUCUUGGGCGAUCUCUGUUUCGGCAAGGCCUUCCAUAUGCUCGACCGUCCGGACAACCGAUAUGCCGUCGACCUCGUGGGGGUCGCCGCACAGCGGCAUCUCUUGUGCGGCACCAUGCCCAUCAUCAACAAGCUCAGCCUGGAUAAAAUCCUCUUUCACAAAAUCUCCGCCGGCCGCGCCAAAUACAUGGCGUACAGCCGGCAGCAACUGACGGAGCGCACCGCCCUCGGCGACGAAACCGACCGCCGCGACUUCUUCUACCACCUCCUCAAGGCGCGCGACCCUGAAACCGGCCAGGGCUUCUCGACCCCCGAACUUUGGGGCGAGUCCAAUCUGCUCAUCAUCGCCGGCUCUGAUACAACGUCGACCGCCAUGGCAGCAACGCUCUUCUACCUCGUCCGGCACCCGGAGGCCCUGGCCAAGGCAACGGCCGAGAUCCGCGCCAAGUUCGCGUUGCUCGAGGACAUCCACAACGGCCCGGCGCUCAACUCGUGCACCUACCUGCGCGCCUGCAUCGACGAGGCCAUGCGCCUGUCCCCGUCCGUAGGCGGCCUCCUGCCCCGCGAGGUGCUGGCGGGCGGCAUGACCAUCGACGGGGAGCGCGUGCCGGCGGGGACCAUCGUCGGCACGCCGCACUACGCCAUCCACCAUAACCCGGCGUACUAUCCGGAUCCGUUCGCGUACCGGCCCGAGAGGUGGAUUGUCGGCGGCGGAGACAAGGACGGCGGCGCGGGCGGCGUGGACGAGGCGAGCGUGGCGCUGGCGCAGAGCGCCUUCUGUCCCUUCUCAAUUGGGCCGCGCGGGUGCAUCGGGAAGGGGCUGGCGUAUGUCGAGAUGAGCAUCACGCUGGCGAGGGUGCUGUUCUUGUACGACGUGCGCCGGGCCGUCGGGGUCCAGGAUCCCGGAGAGGGGAAGCCGGGCGCCGAGUGGGGGAGGCAUAGGGUGAGCGAGUUUCAGUUGAUGGAUACGUUUACGAGUUUGAAGAACGGGCCGAUGGUGGAGUUUAGGAGGAGGGAGUUGUGA